Molecule: messenger RNA, 1581 nt
Organism: Entrophospora sp. SA101
Lineage: Eukaryota; Fungi; Glomeromycota; Glomeromycetes; Entrophosporales; Entrophosporaceae
Source: the annotation of a GenBank genome assembly
AUGGUAUUAGCUAAUGAACUUAAUGCUUGGAAAAAACUUCAAAAUCAUUAUGAUACAAUUGGUAAAGAAUUGGUAAUGAAAGAAUUGUUUGCCAAUGAUAAUAAUCGAUUCAAUACUUUCUCACGUCAAUUCAAAGCUGAUGUUGAGGGGUUUAGAAAUAAGAUGUUUAAUGGUGAACAUAUCAAUUUUACUGAAGAUCGGGCUGUUUUGCAUAUUGCAUUAAGAAAUGUUUCAAAUAACCCCAUUAAAGAUGAUAAUGGUGAAAAUAUUGUCUCAGCUGUUAAUGAAGUAUUGGAACAAAUGAAAAAAACUUCAACUGAGAUCCGUGAUGGAGUUUGGACAGGUUAUACAGGAAAAGCAAUAGUAGAUGUUGUUAAUAUUGGAAUUGGCGGAUCAGAUUUAGGACCAGUGAUGGUGACUGAAGCAUUGAAACCAUAUGCUAAAGCUGGUUUGAAUGUGCAUUUUGUAUCGAACAUUGAUGGUACUCAUUUGGCAGAAACUUUGAAAAAAUUGAACCCGGAAACUACACUUUUUAUUAUUGCAUCAAAAACUUUUACUACACAAGAAACUAUCACUAAUGCCACAUCAGCUAGGAAUUGGUUUUUGAAUACUGCAAAAGAGGAUAAAUAUGUUGCUAAACAUUUUGUAGCUUUGUCAACAAAUACAAAAGAAGUUACCAAAUUUGGAAUCAAUCCUGCAAAUAUGUUUAAGUUUUGGGAUUGGGUUGGUGGAAGGUAUUCUUUAUGGUCUGCAAUUGGCCUUUCUAUUGCAAUUUAUAUUGGAUUUGAUAAUUUCCAUCAACUUUUAACUGGUGCUCAUGAUAUGGAUAAUCAUUUUAAGAACACUCCAUUAGAAAACAAUUUGCCAGUGAUUUUGGGUAUCCUUGGUAUAUGGUAUAAUAAUUUCUUUGGUGCUCAAACUCAUGCCAUUUUACCAUAUGAUCAAUAUCUUCACAGAUUUCCUGCUUAUUUCCAACAGGGAGAUAUGGAAUCUAAUGGAAAAUAUGUGUCAAGAUCAGGAAAAGAAGUAGAAUAUUCCACAGGCCCAAUAAUCUGGGGUGAACCAGGUACUAAUGGACAACAUGCAUUCUAUCAAUUAAUCCAUCAAGGAACAAAAAUAGUUCCAGCAGACUUCCUUGCAUCAAUUGAAACACACAAUCCAAUAUCCAAUGGCCUACAUCAUGAAAUUUUAUUAUCAAAUUUUUUUGCACAGACAGAAGCUUUAAUGAUUGGUAAAAGCAAAGAACAAGUCUUGACAGAGCUUGGUGAAGGUUUCAAAAAUAAAGAUUUGAUUGCACCUCAUAAAGUUUUUAUUGGUAAUCGGCCAACAAAUUCUAUAAUUUUUCAAAAAUUGACUCCUGCUACUCUAGGUGCUCUUAUUGCAUUAUAUGAACACAAGAUUUUUGUACAAGGAAUCAUUUGGAAUAUCAAUUCUUUUGAUCAGUGGGGUGUUGAACUUGGUAAAGUGCUUGCUAAAAAGAUAUUACCUGAAUUAGGAAAAGACAACAAGUCAGUUGUUUCUUCUCAUGAUUCAAGCACUAAUGGAUUAAUCAAUUAUUACAAAAAUAAUAGAAAAUUUUAA